This is a messenger RNA of Cajanus cajan (pigeon pea), 1341 nucleotides long. Its product is annotated as gamma-secretase subunit APH1-like protein. The record is from RefSeq and is a predicted model, not a curated record. Gene Ontology annotation, cellular component: membrane. NCBI's taxonomy places the organism in Eukaryota, Viridiplantae, Streptophyta, Magnoliopsida, Fabales, Fabaceae. Gene Ontology annotation, biological process: positive regulation of catalytic activity; protein processing.
UGGUGACUCGGUGUUCAUCUCGUGUUUUGUUUCCAUUUGCAGUGAAGGAGUUGAGCAUAGAACGAGUUUGGGAAGUGUUGGUUACUUCUCAGAUUCUGUUCCUUAGAAAGAGAGAGUGUGCGAUGACGGUAGCAGCAGGAAUCGGCUACGCUCUGGUAGCGCUAGGUCCCUCUCUCUCCCUCUUCGUUUCCGUCAUUUCCAAAAAGCCUUUCUUGAUUCUCACUGUUCUCUCCAGUACACUGUUGUGGCUUAUAAGUUUGAUUGUGCUGUCUGGAAUAUGGAGGGGUUUCUUGCCCCUGAAUACAACAGCAUGGUGGCCUUUUGGAAUACUUAUAUUAUCAUCUGUUGCUUUCCAAGAAGGGCUCAGGCUUUUCUUCUGGAAAAUAUAUAAGAGGUUGGAAGAUAUGUUAGAUGCUUUUGCUGACAGAGUAUCAAAACCACAUCUUCUCCUGACAGAUAAGAUGCUGAUUGCUCUGGCUGGUGGAUUGGGUCAUGGUGUUGCCCAUGCUGUGUUCUUCUGCAUCAGCCUAUUAACUCCUGCAUUUGGUCCAGCAACAUAUUUUGUUGACAGGUGUUCUCGGGUUCCAUUUUUCCUUCUUUCUGCCAUUAUUGCUCUUGCAUUUGUCACAAUCCACACUUUCUCAAUGGUCAUCGCAUUUAAUGGGUACACAGAAGGGAACAAAGUGGAUCGGUAUUUUGUUCCCAUUGUUCACAUUGUUGCCGGAAUGUUGACUUUGGUGAAUUUGGCACCGGGGGGUUGCGCUGUUGGCAUCCCUCUUCUUUAUAUCGUUGCAAUCUUGACCUCGAUUCAUUGUGGGAGGAUGGUUUGGAGAAGAUUGACAGAAAACCCAAUCAGGCCGGGUCAUUCAUAAUAAGCGAUAAUCUUUGUAAAAAAAAAAUCAUCUAUUGUUACUUAGUCCUCCCCAUUCUGGUCGGAAUACGUAAGAUACCAGUAGUCAUUAUUGCAUGAAGGCUGUUUCCUUGACGUUAUGCUCUCAUCUAUGCGGGGCCUCCAUUUGUCAGUUUCAUUUAUCAUCACUGCGAUCAGGUUUACUGAAGUUUUGGUUGCAGAUGCGGGUUUUCUGAAAUCUUGGUGGUUUAGCAUUAUGAAAAAGAAAAUCUAGUAGAUUAGGAGAUUAUUGCUUAGAUUGGGAUUUUAUGCCCCCAAGAUGAAAUUUCAUUUUAUGUGGAAUGUUAAUUGGGUGUAAUACAGUAAGUGUAUAUAUGCGUUAUCUCCUUGAGAUGAAUGCUAAUCUUCAAGUUACACAACGCACCCCCAAGUAAAUUAUGCACUUCAAAUUCAGUUCUAGUACAGCCAUAUAUGAAAUAUGUUAAAAUAAA